AUGGAGGCAGAGCUAGAUAAAACGCCACGGAAAAGGCAAGUCAUUUUUCUUGCUAUGCUGUUGUUUCUGUGGGAGGCUGACUCUGAGGCAAUUAGAUAUUCCAUGCCAGAAGAAACAGAAAGCGGCUACUCUGUGGCCAACCUGGAAAAAGAUCUGGGGCUCAGGGUGGGAGAGCUGGCCACUCGGGGUGCGCGAAUCCAUCACAAAGGCAGCAAACAGCUCUUGCAGCUUGAUGUAAAAACCGGCAAUUUGCUUCUACAGGAAAAACUAGACCGGGAGGUGCUGUGUGGGGCUACAGAACCCUGCAUAUUGCAUUUCAAACUGUUACUAGAAAACCCAGUGCAGUUGUUUAAAGUUGAUGUGCAACUGACAGAUAUAAAUGACCAUUCUCCAGAGUUCCUAGACAGGGAAAUGAUCCUUAGAAUCCCAGAGAGUGCACAGCAAGGGACGAUGUUUCCUUUGAAAUCAGCUCACGAUUUUGAUAUAGGUAGCAACAGUGUUCAGAACUACACAAUCAGCCCCAACUCCUAUUUUCAUGUUGCUACUCACAAUCGCGGAGAUGGCAGAAAAUACCCAGAACUGGUGUUGGACACAGCCCUGGACCGGGAGGAAGAGUCUGAGCUCAGUUUAACCCUUACAGCGCUGGAUGGUGGGGCUCCACCCAGGUCUGGGACCAUCACAGUUCGCAUUGAGGUGGUGGACAUCAAUGAUAAUGCCCCCGAAUUUUUACAGUCUUUGUAUAAGGUACAAGUUCCUGAGAACAGUCCCAUAAACUCGUUAGUUCUCAUUGUCUCUGCUAGAGAUUUAGAUGCAGGAACACACGGGAGUGUAGCCUAUUCUUUAUUUCAAGGUGAUGAAGUUUUUCAACCAUUUGUAAUACAUGAAAAAUCAGGAGAAAUUCGUCUCCAAAGGGCAUUGGAUUUUGAAGCAACCCAACAUUAUAUUGUAGAAAUUGCAGCCACAGAUGGUGGAGGCCUUGUGGGAAAAUGCACAGUGGCCAUAGAAGUGGUGGAUGUGAAUGACAAUGCUCCUGAACUAACCAUGUCCACACUCAGCAGCUCUAUCCCAGAAAACCCCUACCUGCCACUCCCGGAAGUGGCGCCCGAGCGCGGGCAGGGGAACUCGCUCACUGUCUACUUGGUUAUCGCCUUGGCCUCUGUGUCGUCGCUCUUCCUCUUCUCUGUGCUGGUGUUCUUGGUGGUGAGGCUGUGCAGGAGGCGCAGGGCGGCGCCGCUGGGUGUCUGCUCUGUGCGUGAGGGCCACUUUCCUGGCCACCUGGUGGAUGUCAGUGGCACUGGGACACUGUCUCAGAGCUACCAGUAUGAGGUUUGUUUGACCAGCGACUCUGGGACUAGCGACUUCAAGUUCCUGAAGCCCAUAUUCCACAACGUAUCUCCCAAGAGUGCAAGAGAAGCAACCCAUUAA
Molecule: messenger RNA, 1425 nt
Organism: Marmota flaviventris (yellow-bellied marmot)
Lineage: Eukaryota; Metazoa; Chordata; Mammalia; Rodentia; Sciuridae
Source: RefSeq, a predicted model, not a curated record